Molecule: messenger RNA, 5760 nt
Organism: Pseudozyma flocculosa PF-1
Lineage: Eukaryota; Fungi; Basidiomycota; Ustilaginomycetes; Ustilaginales; Ustilaginaceae
Exons: 1
Coding region: 1-5760 (1919 amino acids)
Biological process (GO): autophagy of peroxisome; protein phosphorylation; late endosome to vacuole transport
Cellular component (GO): nucleus-vacuole junction; phosphatidylinositol 3-kinase complex, class III, type II; late endosome
Molecular function (GO): protein binding; protein serine/threonine kinase activity; ATP binding
Source: RefSeq, a predicted model, not a curated record
AUGGGCCAGACGGCGUCCACCAGCGGCGCCCGCAUGGCCGGCAUCUCGAACCUCGUCGCCGAGGUCGGCAACGAUGUCCAGUACGAAAAGAGCAUGGGCUCGUCGCGCUUCCUCAAGGCCAUCAAGGCGCGCCACCGCGGCGGAUCCCUGGUCGUAAAGACCUACAUCAAGCCCGACCCCACCAUGAGCCUGGCCAACCUCGUCAAGCGCCUCCGCAUCGAGCGAGAGUCGCUCGCCGACGUGCCCAACGUCCUCACCUACCAAAAGGUCAUCGAGACCGAGCACGCCGGCUACCUCAUCCGCCAGUGGCUCGCCAGCAACCUCUACGACCGCAUCAGCACCCGCCCCUUUCUCAGCCCCGUCGAGAAAAAGUGGAUCACCUACCAGCUCCUCUUUGCCAUGCGCGACGCCCGCGGCCGAAAGAUCCCGCACGGCGACCUCAAGUGCGAAAACAUCCUCGUCACCUCGUCCCUCAUGGUAUACGUCACCGACUUUGCCGCCUCCUUCAAGCCCACCUACCUCCCCCUCGACGACCCCGCCGACUUUUCCUUCUUCUACGACACGUCCGGCCGCCGCACCUGCUACGUCGCGCCCGAGCGCUUCUUUGCUGCUGCGGGGACCGACCUGCACUCGCACGCGCGCGGCACGGCGGGCCUGGACGAGAUGCACGCGCCGACGGACGCACAGGGCGGCCGCCUCGACGAAUCGUCCUACAUGGACUCGCUCGGCCUGUCGAAGCGCAAAGCCAAGGUGACCGAGGCCAUGGACGUCUUCAGCAUGGGCUGCGUCAUUGCCGAGCUCUGGAGGGACGGCACGCCAACCUUCACCCUGAGCCAGCUGUUCAAGUACCGCCAGGGCAACACCGACGUCGAGACGAUCCUCGCAGAGAUCCCCGACGUCCACGUCCGGGACCUGGUCCGCAGCAUGAUUGCGCUCCGGCCCGAGGACCGCAAGUCGUUUGACCAGUACCUCUUGGACGGCUACGACCGGGCCUUUCCCGCCAGCUUCUACGACUUCUACCAUCACUACCUGGUCGAACUCCAGCGGAUCUCGACGCCGGCCUCUCGGCAGGAUAGCGGGCCGUCGGGCAUGGGCAACCGCAUCGUCUCGCAGACCGCGGGCGCUGCUGCCGCAACGCCGUCGAUCUCGGGCACCUCGGUCACCGGUGCCGGCCCGCACGUCGAGGCUCGCGCGUCUGAUCGGCUAUACAUCGAGGCCGACGAGCGCAUCGAGCGGCUGUACGAGGAGUGGAGCACCAUCAUGCGAUUCUUUGACGACGACGGUGGCGGUCGAGGGGACGAGAUGGCCAAGGGUACGCCACGCGAGGCGACAGGGCUUCCGCGUCGAUCGUCGACGACGAGCCUGGACCUGCACCGCGAUACCGAAGACGAGGGGGCCGACGACGAUGCCGCGGCAGCGAGGCAACGGCAACACGACCGGCUCAGCAAAGAGGCCGCCGAUCGCUUCGUGCCCGUCCAGCUCCAGAUUCCCGGCCUCGAGAGCCAGAUUCUCGCGCCGAGGAAGCGGCCGCUGCAGGCGGAUGGCACCGCGCUGAUCGUGCUCUCGGUGAUCCUUGCCAACGUGCGAAACUGCCGCCGCCCUUCGUCCAAGUGCCACGCCCUCGACCUGCUGCUCCACCUCUCGUCGCGCUGGCUCACCGACGAGACCAAGCUCGACCGCGUCAUUCCGUUCGUCAUUUCGCUGCUCGAUGACGAGGCUGUCACGGUAAGGAUGGCGGCCAUACGCUCGUGCACGCAGCUGCUGCUGAUGGUGCGGGUCAUCACGCCCUCGAACGCCUCCAUUGUGCCGGAGUACAUUGUGCCCAACGUCCGGCACCUAAGCCUGGACCCGUCGACUGCGGUGCGCUGCGUCUUUGCGUCCUGCGUCCUGCCCUUGGCGGACACAGGCGAGCGCUUCCUGCAAAUGGCCCAGGCCAUGCGCGCCGAGGGCGUCUUUGCCAUCGAGCGCGACCUCUCUGGCGACUUCCUCGACAGCCAGCCGGACGAGGCCAGCUACGACGCCCAGCUCGUGGUGCUGCAGAACCUGGUCCAGGAGCAGGUGACGACGCUGCUGACCGACCCCUCGGCCUCGGUCAAGCGUGCGCUGCUGGCCGACAUCGAGCCGUUGUGCCGCUUCUUUGGCGCGGCCAAGACCAACGACGUGCUUCUCAGCCACAUGAUCACCUACCUCAACGACCGCAACUGGCUUCUGCGCGAAGCCUUUUUCGAGGCCAUCGUCGGCGUCGCCCAGGCGGCCGGCAACCGCAGCCUGGAGGAGUACAUCCUCCCCCUGACGACCCAGGCGCUAUCCGACUCCGAGGAGCACGUCGUCGCCAAGGUGCUCAACAGCUUCCGCGGCCUCGUCGAGCACGACCUCUUCGCCAAGGACAAGAUCCUGCGCGUCCUCGCCAUGACCGUCGGCUUCCUGUGCCACCCGAAUAUCUGGCUGCGCGAGGCAUGCGCCGGCCUCAUCGCCGCAGCGGCUGCCAAGCUCGAUCCGACCGAGCUGUGGGCCGUCGUCUACCCGUCCGUCCGACCCCUGCUGCGCUCCGACAUCCACGAGUUCACAGAGCCCGUCCUGCUUGACAGCAUCAAGGAGCCGCUGCCUCGGUCCAUCCUGCAGGCCGCCAUCUCAUGGGCCUCGAAGGCCAACAAGACCCUGUUUUGGAAGUCGAGCCCCGAGAGCCGUGACGCGGCCGGACUGCAGAACGGCCUGGCGACCGAGGGUGUGGGGCUGCUGCUCGGCCGCGAGGGCAAGGACGUCGUCCAUGCGCCCAUCCAUCGCACCGACGAGGACGAGGCUCAGCUGGACAAGCUCCGCGCCGCGGGGAUGAGCGACGACGACGAGAUCAAGCUGGUGGCGCUGCGCGACUACAUCCGCAGGGUGUCGAGGCAGUCUUCGCCGUCGCUCUCCAAGGCAGGCAGCAAGGCGGUCGCCGACUGGGCCGAGGUACUCUCGCCGGCGGAAUCCGGCGAAGGCCUGGGCCGGAUCCGACCGGCAGUCGAGGUCCAGCCGCUCGAGGGUGUCACGCCGCAGACGAUCUUUUUCAGUCCCAACCCCGGCUCAUCGGCCAGUGCCGCCCUGCAGGCCCCGCUGCGCGACAACGCGUCGUUGAUGACUGGCACGUUCCGUUCGCAGGACGAUGGGUCUUUCACCGCGAAGGUGGCCAAGCGCAGGCUCAUCGGCCAGCGUACCCCUUCGGACGGGUCGCUGCUCAGUCCGAUGCACGAGAUCCGACGCCGGCUGAUCCACGACCAGGCUUCUCGAUCCGCAUCGGCCAUCGCGAUGCCUGCCACGCCGGGACCCGUCGAGCCCAUCAGCACGACCACCUUCGCGACAAAGGCGGUUCCGGGCAGCAGCAUGUCGCCGAUCCGCCCAGGUCCAGCCAGUCCAUCGCCAUCGCAGACGCACACCCGGCUCGGGCCAGGCAAGGCGUCGCCAGCCGUGGCGCCGAGCCCUUUUACGGCCACGGGCACCAUGAGCGACCUGGCGUCGCGCCUGCGGAACCUCGAGGUCGGAUCGCAGCACGCCGGUUCCAGCCGGGCCACUCCGGCCGACUCGGCCACUCCGACGAUCCGCGGCGGAGGAGCAGCGGGAGCAGGCGGCGAGGCUCACGUCGCCGAGGGGUCGACGUUUUCCAGCACCUACGACGGCAACGAUCCGUACAUCCGGGCACAUCUCGAGGUCGUGUACCUCAAGAACUUCCGCGAUCGGCCCGAGUUCGGCCCCAAGGUCGCCAAGGGACCGCCGAGGCGCCGGAGCGCCCGCGCCGCGCUGCCUUCGGGCUCGCGGACGAGCUCGUCGAGCAGCAACCGACGGCCCGAAGGCAACCUGAUCGCCUACUUUACCGAGCACACGGCGCCCGUUACGUCGCUCGCCGUGUCGCCGGACCACCUCUUUUUUGUCUCGGGAUCCGAGGACGGCACCCUCAAGGUGUGGGACACGGCGCGGCUGGAGAAGAACGUGACGUCGCGGUCGCGUGCCACCUAUAGCGCGCAGAAGGGCAGCAUCACGGCGGUCAUCGCCAUCGAGGGCAGCCACUGCGUCGCCAGCACGGCGACCGACGGCAGCCUGCACGUGUGGCGCAUCGACGUGAGCCAGAGCUCGUCGAUCCCGCGGUACGCCAAGCCAAAGCUGAUCAGCAACUUCCAGCUGAGCACGCCUCGCGAGUACGCCACGUGCCUGGUCGAGAGCGUGUCGGACGCUGCGUCGAUCCUCAUCCUCGGAACCACGCACAGCCGCCUGACGGUGCUCGACCUGCGGACGAUGCAGGUGCUCAAGACGCUGCGCAAUCCGGUCGAGCACGGGCCCAUCUCGUGCCUCUGCAUCGACCAGAAAAAGGCCUGGCUGCUGGUGGGCACGCUGGGCGGCAAGGUGUCGCUGUGGGAUCUUCGGUUCGGGCUCUUGCUCAAGAGCUGGGACGUGGGCGCCACCGCCGACGGCGCGGAGGCCAAGUCGGGCGGCGCCGGGCUCUUUCGCGUCAACGGGAUCGCACUGCAUCCCAGCAAGGGGGCAGGACGCUAUGUGUUGGUCGCAUCGGAGCGCUUGCCGGAGUCGCCAGCGGCGCGGUCGCGUGGGAGCAGCCAGCAUGACGACGCGUCGAGCCCAGCGGACGGUCGUACUGAGGCCCAGCGGCAGCGGCAUCCGCGCGCCGACUCGACCGAGGUGUUGAUCGAAACCUGGGACAUUGACCGAGGCCUUCGCGUCGAGACGUUCGAGGCGGGGCCGUUUCCUUCGACGGGCGUCGCGAGCGAAGCCCGGCCGACGAUGCUGGCACCCGCCUCGGCCGCUGCUCUAUCGACAGAAGGCGCCGCCCCACCAUCGGCGCUUUCGGCGGCGGCAGCCGUGGGCAACACUCUUGGCGCAGCGGCGGCCAUCGAGCAGCUCAUACAGCAGCAGAGGGCCAUGCUUGCCAGCUCCGUGGCCCCAUCUCCAAGUCCAGGAGCUGAUGGCGAACGGGUCAACAGCGGCUCCGGCUCGACGAGCGACGACGACGACGACGACGACGACGAUCUCCGCGACGACUUGCUGGCAUCGCGGCCCGAGAUGCGGACGGGCGCGCGGAUGCGCGAGAUUCUUCGUCCGCCCGCUGCAUCGAGCUGCCCGGUGCGGGGCCUGUACGUGAGCCUGGACGGCUACGUCUCGUCGUCGAUGGCAUCGGCGACCUCGACGGCGGGCAACGCGCAGCUGGCCGGGGGAUGGCUGGAUGCGGGCAAGCUGGCGGCGGAAGCGGACGAUGCGCACGCCAACGCGCCGUCACAGGGCAGCGGCGGUGGCGGUGUGGCGGGCUACAUGCUGACCGCUGGCGAAGAUCGCAAGAUCCGAUUCUGGGAUCUGGGCAAGGUCGAGAAGGGCGUGUGCAUCGGCACUGUCGACGAGAAGAGCGAGUUUCGGUCGUUUGCAGGCGGAGGCAGGGCACAAGGGCGAGGCGCAGCCAGGACCGAGGCCGAGGCCGAGGAUGAAACGGCGACGGCGGCGGACGCUCAAAGGGACGAGGUCGUGUCUGCGGGCGUGGCGACGACGACGACGAUGACGACGGCGGCGGCGGCGGGUCCGACGAGGCACAUUCACCACCUGUACGUGGGCGGCUCGGCGCGGGCGCAGAUGCGCAGCCCGCUGCUGGCGCACCCGCAGACGCAGGCGGCCAACGCGCUGAGCCGGGUGCACAAGGAUGCCAUUACGGCGCUGGCCGUCAUCGAGCACCCGUUCCGGUGCAUCGUGGCGGGCGAUCGCGCGGGCUGCCUGCGCGUGUGGGAGUAG